This is a messenger RNA of Cuscuta europaea, 714 nucleotides long. Lineage: Eukaryota; Viridiplantae; Streptophyta; Magnoliopsida; Solanales; Convolvulaceae. The record is from the annotation of a GenBank genome assembly.
UCCGCCGGCAGACAGCACUUCCGGUUGUUUUUUGUGCCAAACAGCCACUACAUAGGAGAAGAAGAGGCCAGAUAAGAACAAAAGGAAAAUGAAUGCUCCUGAUCGUUACGAGCGAUUCGUCGUCCCUGAAGGCGUUAAGAAGGUUUCAUAUGAGCGGGACACAAAGAUCAUCAAUGCUGCUACUUUAACUGUCGAGAGGGAAGACCACACCAUCGGCAAUAUUCUACGCAUGCAAUUGCACAGGGAUGAGAAUGUUCUCUUUUCUGGUUACAAGUUACCUCACCCUCUUCAGUAUAAGAUCAUUCUUAGGAUUCAAACAACUAGCCAGUCUUCGCCAAUGCAGGCUUAUAAUCAGGCUAUUAAUGAUCUUGACAAGGAGCUGGAUCACUUGAAAAACCAAUUUGAAACUGAGCUGGCAAAGCACACACAAGGGUUUUGAUCUGCUCGAACUGCAUUGGCGGUUUAUGAGGAACCGGAGCUUUGAUCAAUCAUUGGAAUGAUCAUUUUGGUCUUCCUAACUGGUCUUAUAGUUUAGUUCUAUGUGAUGAAAUUGUGUUAUGUUUAAACUAUAGCUAGAUGCUAUCUACCUAUACUUCUGAUCCAAUCUGGUAAUGGCAGCGAAACUUUGUAUGUUCGGAUAAAGUUGAUGUGAAGUUGCAUGUUUGUCAAAGACACCUUCAAAUCUCAGUUUAUGUUUAAAAGAACGUUGAGCCA